AGUGUUUAUAAAGAUAUAAUCAGAUUUUGUAGUCAUGAUUUGUGUGAAAGUGAAUAAAUUGCACAGUUGUUGAGGACAUGUUUGUUCACGGUCGAACCACAGGCACAAGCACUCCUCACAGAACACAUGCUUUGGAAAGAAAACAUUGAAGUACAAUAGGACGGGUGUGAAAAUACUAAAAGAUGAAAAUUAAUUUAAAAAAUAAUUUACUCGCCCUCAUGUUGUUUCAAACCUGUAUUACUUUCUUUCUUCUGUGGAACACAAAACGGGAUUUUAUGUAGAAUAUCCUGGUGACUUACAUAUAUUGAAAGUAGAGCUGUCAAAGUUAAUGCUUGCUGUCACAUUUUUGUAUUGUUAGCCUUUUAGCUUAUAGCUGUUUUCCACUCCAGUGUUUGUUUCCACUCCAGCGAUUGUUCCACUCCAACGUUUAUAAUUAAAAGAUUAAAAGGAAUCUACUCCUGCGUCUCCUCUAUUCCUCUUCCUCUCCAAGACACCCACGUUACAGAAGGACUGACCUAACAAAAAUACAGAUAAUCUUACCUGCUCUUCCAGACAUCAUCUUCUACUCCAGUGAUCCCUAUAAUCCUGCUCUUCCACUCGUCCACUAGACCCUCACGAGCAUCGAGCCCAACCUAAUGGAUCUACCACCUGCAGUAGCAAUCCUCCUCCUAGAACAAGGAGGCCGUCCAAUUGAGGAUCACUUACGUGAGUUUCUCCAUCUCGCUAAUUUGGUGCACUAUGAUGACCACGCUCUGGUGAGUUUCUUCAGGGCUGGCCUGAGUAGUGCAUUGAAGGAGCUGAUGCCUCUGUGGGGACCUCACUGGACGAUCUCCGACUACGUGAAGGUGGCUCUGCAACUUUGUGGCUCAUCAUUCACUGUGGGUUUGGAGGAUGAGGACUUUGAAUCUCCUCACACAACAUCCUCCAACCUUCCACGGCCCCUGUCUCCACUCCUUCCACGGCCGCUGUCUCCGCACCUUCCAUGUCCCCUAUCCCCAAGGUAACUCCUCUCCAUUUAAUUUCCCAAAAUAUUUGUUUUGGGGGAGGGGGGCUCAUCCUCUUCAGUUUCCAGUGGUCGAUGCCCUACUGCAGUUAAUGGUAGCGACCACGGUUAAUGAGCCAGUGCCCAUGCCUGCCACGGUUAACCAGUCAGUGCCCAUGCCUGCCACGGUUAACGAGCCAGUGCCCAAGCCUGCCACAGUUAAAGAGCCAGUGCCUGUAGCCUCGACUGUCCCAGAGCCAGUGCCUGUAGCCUCGAUCAUCCCAGUGCCUGUAGCCUCGACCGACCCCAUAACCACACUCUCUGCUGGCCGAAAGAGGAGGAGAAGGAAAAAGACUCUUCCCCAGUCUCUGCCCAUGCUCAUGACCAUAGAGGUCGUUCCCCAGUCUCUGCCAGUGCUCAUGACCAUGGAGGUCGUUCCCCAGUCCCUGUCAGUGCUCAUGACCAUGGAGGUCGUUCCCCAGUCUCUGCCCAUGCUCACGACCACGGAGGUUGAUCCCCAGUCUUGACCUGUACUCUAUUCCACGGCUCUCAGCUCCAAGCCUUCCACGGCUCUCAGCCCUGAGCCUUCCACGGCUCUCAGCCCCGAGCCUCCCAUGGCUCCGCCUUCCCUGGGCCCAGCUCCCAUGACUCCGCCUUCCAUGGCUCUGUCCCUCGAGCCUCCCACGGCUCCGCCUUCCAUGGCUCUGUCCCUGGAGCCUCUCAUGGCCCCGCCUUCCAAGGCUCCACCCUCGGACUCUUCCGCAGCCCCGCCCACUUCCCCAGAGCCUCCCCCUCCAGCAGUUCCACCUCCUGACCCAUUCCUAGCCCUGUGGCUGCCUCCCAGGCCUCCUGACCCAGUCCCUGCCCUGUGGCCGCCUCCCAGGCCUCCAGAUCCAUUCCCAGCCCUGCAGCCGCCUCCCCAGGCCUCCAGGUCCAUUCUCAGCCCUGAAGCCGCCCCCUAGGCCUCCUGAUCAUCAUCUUUGGAUCCUUCAUCUUCUGCGUCUCCCUGCCCUCAUCAUUUGUUCUUGGGCGCCAGGAGUCUCCCUCAUUCUUCUUCAAGGACUCUUAUUUUGAAGUUUUCCCCCCGGACUCCAUUUCCCAGGAUUCACUGCCCUAAUCACUUCUAUCAGUUCUUCAUCAUCUGCACCUGACUUCUAUUCCCUCAUUAGUUUCUCAGUGUAUAAAUACCCUCUAGUUUUGUUAAGUCAUGGUCAGUCCUUGAAGUGUUUCGUUAUGAAGUGCUAUGUUGUGAAGUGUCACGUUUUUGUAUUGUUAGCCUGUUAGCCUGUUAGCCUUAUAGUUUGUUUUCCACUCCAGUGUUUGUUUCCACUCCAGCGAUUGUUCCACUCCAACGUUUAUAAUUAAAAGAUUAAAAGGAAUCUACUCCUGCGUCUCCUCUGUUCCUCUUCCUCUCCAAGACACCCACGUUAGAGCUUGCGAGAAAGCAUUAGGUUCUGUCAUUUUAUUCAGCUCCAUGUGAGUUCUAAACACUGGUUGGAGUAUGGCGGAACCUUUGUGAUGUGUCCGCCUGGGGUCAUUACACUGACGCGCACACCACAAACACACACAACAGCGAUUAACUGUCAAUGAUCACGUGAUGGAGAAGGGGCCGCAACGCUAUUUGAUGUAUAAAACAAGCUCAGAUGGGACAGAAAUCAAGUACUUUGCAGCCUCUGUAAGGUGCAAUUUAGGUAUGUCAAGUCACAAAAAAGCAGAAUGAGAUGUAGUCUGCUUGCCGGUGGCAUUAACGCCCUGUUCAUUCAUUAAUCAUGAAUGCAGUGCGGAUCGCUACAGUCUGGUGGCUGAUUAAAAUUGUGGAGGAUUAGAGUUUAAGAGAUUUAAUGGGGAGCUAUGGGAAUAGUUCUU
Messenger RNA from Myxocyprinus asiaticus (Chinese sucker), 2848 nucleotides. RefSeq lists its product as uncharacterized. The record is from RefSeq and is a predicted model, not a curated record. Bases 892 to 1509 code for a protein of 205 amino acids. The transcript has 2 exons. Lineage: Eukaryota; Metazoa; Chordata; Actinopteri; Cypriniformes; Catostomidae.